Messenger RNA from Stegastes partitus (bicolor damselfish), 1046 nucleotides. RefSeq names its product NADH:ubiquinone oxidoreductase subunit A8 (gene ndufa8). The record is from RefSeq and is a predicted model, not a curated record. The coding region runs from base 141 to 659 and encodes 172 amino acids. The transcript has 4 exons. NCBI's taxonomy places the organism in Eukaryota, Metazoa, Chordata, Actinopteri, Pomacentridae. Gene Ontology annotation, biological process: mitochondrial electron transport, NADH to ubiquinone. Gene Ontology annotation, cellular component: respiratory chain complex I.
CCGGCUGGCAGCAGCAGGCGCAGUAAACUGACCUUCUUCGCGGCCUCGUCGCUCGUCCUGGAGCCCGACGAGGACCUUGAAUGUUUUUCACCAGCGGUGUUUGAUUUUCUGCUUUUGUUUUAUCGUACGAGCACGCAGCCAUGCCCGGGUGUCCGGAAAUACCCACGCUGGAGGAGCUGAAGGUGGACGAGGUAAAUGUGUCCUCUGCAGUGCUGAAGGCUGCUGCCCACCAUUAUGGCUCCCAAUGUGACAAACCCAACAAGGAGUUCAUGCUCUGCCGCUGGGAGGAGAAGGACCCCAGGAAGUGUCUAGAAGAAGGGAGGAAAGUCAAUGAGUGUGCAGUCAACUUCUUCAGGCAAAUCAAGGGGAACUGUGCCGAGUCCUUCACAGAGUACUGGACCUGUGUGGAUUAUACAAACUUGGCAGAGCUGCGCCACUGCCGUAAAAAGCAACAAGCUUUCGACAGCUGCGUCCUUGAUAAACUGGGGUGGGAGAGACCUGACCUGGGAGAGCUGUCUAAGGUGACCAAAGUGGCGACCCCGCGGCCCUUCCCAGAGAACCCCGAGCAUUCUAGACCAAGUCCUGAACCUCUCCCGGUCCCGGAGGACAAACUGGUGCCUGCCAAAUAUGGCAGCAGGUUAUUCUUCUGGAGGUGGUGAGGCAGAAAUCCAGUCACCCCCCUCUCCGAAAUCAUGGGCUCUGUCCAAAAACAGCUUGAAUACUUGUGACCGUUGAUACAUCGAUAACAUUUCCAGGGUUUAAAUCUGUCAGAUGUAAACACGAGGAUUAAGGAUGCUGCGUUUGGCACCUUUAUCAGUGUUUGGUCUGAGGGUUGGAUUUGGACAGGGCUCAUGCUUGAACGGUCUUUUCAGCAGCUGUACCUCCAACUUUGUCCAACAGUUUGAUAAAGGAAAGAAGGAUGGAUGAUCGUGUGAACAACGUUCAUGAGUCCAUACUGCUUUCUGACCACUUCUGUACAUGUAAUAAGUGAACAAAAGCAACAUGCUGAUAUUAUUGUUGUCAGAUAAUAAACAGAUAAAUUAUAA